Messenger RNA from Silurus meridionalis, 2529 nucleotides. It is a transcript of the gene tdg.1, whose product is annotated as thymine DNA glycosylase, tandem duplicate 1. Lineage: Eukaryota; Metazoa; Chordata; Actinopteri; Siluriformes; Siluridae. Gene Ontology annotation, molecular function: mismatch base pair DNA N-glycosylase activity. Gene Ontology annotation, biological process: base-excision repair, AP site formation. The record is from RefSeq and is a predicted model, not a curated record. Gene Ontology annotation, cellular component: nucleus. The transcript has 11 exons. Bases 210 to 1502 code for a protein of 430 amino acids.
AGUGGUACAUUCCAGUGCCGGAAAGCCUCGUCGCUGCAGGACGGCUGUGUUGGUCUUUGUUGCCAUCCGCUGGAUUUGUUUUUCAUAGGAACAAAAUAUAUAUUUAAACGGAUUAUUAUCGUUAUCUGUUCGUAUUAAUAAGGCACCGAGAACACCAUUUUCAAGAGAAAUAAAUAUCCAUGUUGGUUUAUCACUAAGUCUCCGUAAAGAUGGAUGAAAGAAGUUACGGAUCUUUGCCCCAUGUGCCCUCGGAUUAUGUUCAGCACUGGGUUCAGUCUGCACAGCAACACCUCCAAGCCCUUCAUGCACAGCAUUCUUAUAUGGCUAAUGGUAACGUUGCACACUUCAUGGAAGGACACGGAGAAGAACCCGGAAUGAUGGAAAUGCCCGUUCAUGAGCCGCCUGCAGCACCGCAGGAGACCGGUGCUCCCCAGGAGGCUCCCACUAAAGGGAAGAGGGGCAGAGCUGCAAACAAACAGCCAAGAGCCAAACCAGGUCCCAAGCCUAAGAAGGCUAAGGUGGAAAAAGAGGCCCAACCAGCUGAAGGAGCACAGGAGAAGAUUGACGAGUCCUUCAAGAAAGUUAAAAGGAAAAUCGAUCGCUUUAAGGGCAUGUCCGAGGAGGAGGUUAUGAAAAGAACUCUGCCAGAUAUCCUUAUACCCAACCUGGACUAUGUAAUUAUUGGAAUCAAUCCAGGUCUGAUGGCUGCCUACAUUGGAAGAUGGUUUCCUGGACCUGGGAACCAUUUUUGGAAGUGCCUUUUCCUCUCCGGUUUCACUGAACAGCUGCUGAACCACAUGCACGACCAGACUCUCCCUGAGAAAUACAGCAUUGGCUUCACAAACAUGGUGGAAAGAGCAACACCAGGAAGCAAAGACCUCUCAAGUAAAGAGCUCCGUGAAGGUGGCAAAAUUUUAGUGGAGAAGAUUAAACAGUUUAAACCCCUCAUAGCAGUUUUCAAUGGAAAAUGUAUAUAUGAAAUGUUCUGCCGAGAGCUAUUUGGGAAAAAGCCCAAAACUCUGGAAUUUGGCUUGCAGCCACACAAGAUUCCUGACUCUGACACGGCGCUGUAUCUAAUGCCCUCCUCAAGUGCCCGCUGUGCCCAGUUCCCUCGAGCUCAGGACAAAGUGCAUUUCUACAUCAAGCUUAGAGAACUCCGAGACCAACUGAGGGGCAUGGCCAAACCAAAGGAUAUCGAGGAAGUCAAGUACACCUUUGAUCUUGGCAUGGCUAAAGAGGAUGCUAAGAGAAUGGCCAUUAAGGAGGAGCAGUACGAUCCUGGUUACGAGGCUGCAUUUGGAGGGCAGUAUGGGGAACCUGGAUUGGAGGGAGGCAAUGGCCACUGUGCCUUUGCUUCUGGAGAAGCAGAAGCAGCAGAGAAGGAGUCUGGGGAAUCCAAUGCAAUGGGCCAGCUUCCAGACGGCCAGUGGAUGACCAACUCCUUCGCUGAUCAGAUUCCGGAGAUCGGAAGCUCGUCACAAGCGCAGACUGGGGCCGUAUGAGCAGGACUGUCAUCUCAGUAAGGGCCUUGACUUCUGUGCUCAUCCACAGCAGUGCCUCUCACCAGCUUCUCCCAGUUCUGGAGCAAUCUCAAUACGUGCACUGACCUUUGCUGAUUUUGUUUAAAAUCUGUUACAUUAGGUAAUAAGACUAUUGUGGUUGCUGUGUGCACAAGUCACUCAGCGGAAUAGGAUGACGUGUCUGAUCCGAAGCAGAAAUGGCUACUUCAGAGACUCUCACAGGUCACCUGCUGCUCUCAAUAACUGUAAAGCGAACCUCAGUUCUUCAACUGAAGACCCGUAUCAUGAAACACCUCUUCUUUUUUUUUUUUUUGGCCAUUUAAUUCUUUACAAUGAAUUUAAAGUAGACAUUCUAGGAAGUAGUAUUUCUAUGGAACUGAGCUUGUUCUUUUAUAUUCUGUGUCCAAAACAUUUUUUGUUUUUGCUUAAUGUAUAAGCACCGAUGCAGUUGAUUUUCUUGUGAUAUCAGGGACUGAUAGUUGAUUUUAAGACAGAACAGUAUGUAGAUUGAUUUGGUUGAAAGUUUUUAUUAUUUUUUUUUUUUUUUGUGCAAAAUAUAUUGCACACUUUUUUUUUUUCUCUUCCUCAAAGCUAUUUACAUACUGUAGGUCAGCAUGGAAGCAGUAAGAUUAUAAAUCCCCCUUUUCAUAUAAAGAAAAAUUGUUGUAAUAGGGCAAGUAGAAUAGGUAAAGCAAGUAAAAUGUCUGUAAUCAAAGCAAAAAAACCCACCAUUAAUCUAUCAAGGUGCAUUCCUAAAAGAUUAUACUGAUACAAUCAUGUGACUGGUGGUGUUUAUAGGUAUUUGUUCAAGUGUCAAAAACGGGCACGCUGCCUUUUCGAGUACUGGAAAAAAACACCGUUUUUUUUAAUGACGCAUGGUACUGUGUGAAUUUUAAAGCUUUGAUUUACUGUGGUUUUACUGUUUUAUAUAAAAUACUCGGUGCUAUUUUGUUAUUUUUAUCAUAUACACGAUUACUACUUUCCCUCUAUUAAAAUUUUAUUGCAUUCA